UCCGAUCGUGAUUUUGUGUGGAAAUUACUGGUGCCUAUUUUGGUGAACGCCGGUACGCGGUGUACGGUGCUCCCUUGAUGAUUGUGGUGCGCUAGGAAAGUUUAGAUACCGUCGACGGAUCCCAGGUGGAUCUCUCUCUUAAUCAUGCACCGGGGACAGUAUUUCUUCCGCAAGGCUAUGGGAAUGCGAGCGACCGCGACAAUCGUCUUCCUGUUUCUCGGCGGAUCCAUCCUUCUACGUGAAGCUGAGGGUAGCGGCGAACCGUGGCUGAAAAGCGAAAAGUACGUCGAACUCGAUGAGGAGGCUCAGCUACCCUGCGUCCUCAAAUCACCGCAAUGUGAAGGUCUGCACAGCAUCAAGUGGUACCGCGGACCCACGAGGAUUUUCAUCUUCAGCGAGGACGCCGGAAUUAUACGCGGCAAUAACGACAUCGCUGCCAAGUUCAGUCAUUACGACAUAGAAUAUUCGGCGAAUUCGUCAAAAACGCAUCUGAUAAUACCCAAGGUUCGGCUAGAAGACGAGGGUCUCUACAAGUGCGAAGCCACAUAUCUUGCGGUCAACCGCGAGUGCAACAACGUGCAGCACAUUAUCCUUAACAUCACGGUGCAACCGAAGUUUGUACGUGUCAUCGAUGAAAAUACGAAGAAUACUUUGAGUACCGGUGCCACUUUAGGACCUAUAAACGAGGGAUCGACAAUAGCUCUAUAUUGCGAGAGCGGCAAAGGCAAACCUGUACCUACAGUGGAGUGGUUUAAAGAUGACCAACUACUUGAAGCGACGAGCUCGUCGACCAUCACUGAUACCGGGUCAGGCACUGGCAGUAGUUUGCUAGAGAUGCAAAUUACACGGGAAGAGUUGGGCGUAACAUUCACGUGUAAAGUCAACAAUAUUGCCCUUGUGGAGCCUCUCGCAGUUGAUAUUAAACCAGAUGUGCACGUACGCCCAUUGAAGAUGGACUUGGAAGGAGUGGUUGGUCAUGUCGUGCAGGGAACGAAGAUUUUAUUGCAAUGUAAGGUACAAGCAGCGCGACCCGCCGCCAACGUGACCUGGCAAAACGGAACGCAAUAUAUAAGCGAGAGCAACGAGAGAUUCGAGAUGUUUGAGACGAAAAUAAAUGAAAAUGCGGACGGUACAUCGGACACAGUAAGUUAUCUCGCUUUUACGGCAUCGGUAUACGACAAUGGCAGAACAUUCAAUUGUUAUGCUGAGAAUUCUGUUACCCGUAUCGAGGAUUUGAAGCCGAUGAAGGAAACGACAACGAUUGAAGUGUUAUAUCCGCCGAUAAUCAAAAUGAAGCCAAACAAUAUAACGGUUAAUGAGACAGACGACUUUUUAAUAUUCUGCGACUACGAGGCGAAUCCAGCUACACUGAUAAAGGUGACGUGGUUACGAGACGACGAAGAAUUAGUAUUAAACGAAGAACAUUACGACGGCGGUAUCACGGAACAAACGGCGCUCACAGUGAAAAACGCAACUCCUAGCGACAUGGGUUCUUACAAAUGCAUCCUGCAGAACAGCGCCGACUCAUCCGUUUCCGAGGACGACGUAGAGGUCUCGGUCUUUUACAAACCGGUGGUGGAGGUGAUAAUGGAUCCGGAAACACCUGUGAACGAGGCAGAUCGUCAGAACGUUUCGUUAACGUGUGAGGUCAAUGCCGGUAAUCCGGCGAUGCUGACAGCCGUCCGUUGGUAUUUGGACGGUGAUCUAUUGAAAGAACUUCCGGACUGCCCGAGAAACAGCACUGCCAUGACAACGACAACCGAGGAAUCGUCGACGUUCUGCGACAUCGACCCCAGCAAGUUGCUGCUGGAAUCUGUCGGCCGUACCUUCCACGGCAACUACUCCUGCGAGGGGAGAAACGAGGCCGGCUGGGGACCAAUCUCUCCGAGCACGCCUGUCAUAGUUUAUUAUAAGCCCGGCCCGACAUCGAUAACGUAUGAACCUCGGCAAGUAGUGAAGAAACAUCCAUUAUCUAUUACUUGCUUCGUUUUGGAUCCCGGACGACCGAAGGUGUCGGGCUUCAAGUGGCUGCGCGGCUGGCACCGUCUUCCAGACGAGAACGACGCUACGCUCUUCAUCGAAUCGGUUAAUUUGGAAACCGAGACGAAUUUCACGUGCCUGGCUUACAACGAUGCCGGCGACGGCGACCCGGCCACAACGUUUAUCGACGUAUCCGCGGCUCCGACGUUCAUCAAGAAGCUGCACUCAUAUCGCGGUUACGUCUACAACUCGCCUAACGUGAGCAUCAUGUGUUGGAUCGAAUGCGCUCCAAUCUGCAAUAUUUCUUGGCUGAGAGAUGAUAUUCCCAUGGACUUCUCGAAAACGAAUCGAUACUACGUGUUGAACGUUUAUCAUCCGCCUGACCCGAGGACCAACGACUUCGAGAGCAUCCAAUCGACCCUUGUAUGGAAUCUGACCGUCUGGCCGAACGGUCAGCUCGACCGUGACGAGGAUAACGUCAAAUUCACCUGCAAAAGCAGUAGCAACGGGAUUGGCCCAGGCGUGGAGAGCAGCACUCAUUUUCACGUCGAGUUCCCUCCGGAAGAUAUCACGAUCUCGAAGAAGAUGAUCAAUGUGACAGUGGACACGAUCGCGGAAAUCGUCGAGUGCGACGCGAAAGCACGACCAAAACCGAACUUCCGGUGGUUCCGUGAAGGUUCACCCACCGACACUAUUACGGAGGGUCACGUGCUCGACUUGAAAAUGCCGGUACCCAGACGUAGCAACGGCACUUACUACUGCGAGGCGUCGAAUCGUCACGGUUCUCUGAAUAUCUCGAUGGUUAUGAAUGUGCAAUUUAAACCGGAAUGUCACAUAGAGAAGGAACGAUUCGAUGGCCAGGAUUACGUGGUUUGCUCAGCCGUCGCAAAUCCGAAGGAGACGGACUUCAGCUGGUCUUUGAAGAACGAAAACGACACGCUGGAGCAAAUCGCAGAAAUGCGAAAUGGGCGAAGUUACAUACUCCUCGAUACCUCGAUCACUAACUUCCGGACAUACGUGUGUGUAGCAAAUAACACAAUCGGCCACUCCGUACCGUGCGAGCACGACAUACCAGGUCAUAUACCCUGGUGGCAUCAAUUGGAGGGUAAUCUGCUGCUAAUUAUUAUCAUCGUAGUGGUGGUCCUGAUACUAGUUCUAAUACUAAUCUGCGUGGCCAUCUACAUCGUGUGCCGACGUAAACGCAGUCAGAUGAAAUACAGUAACCGGGUGGUCGAGCUGGAGGAACGCGAACAUCCAGACGGUGGACCGCCCAGUCCCACGGUAUCCUCGCACUCGGUGCAAAGCCCGGCGCAGCCGACGCCGGCACCGAGAUGGCCCUUGAAGCCGGGCGUGCUGGUGCACAUCAAUCGGACUCACAGCCUACGAUCCGGCGGCCUGAGCAUUCGCGCGAACGAGUCUAAUCUGCGUAACGAGCUGGUGGGCAAACAGAGCGACGAAUCGUUCAGACAGCGAUUCCUAGACGAGACGCCGUUGUCACCGAUCAGCUGUAAUCCGGCACGCGCGGUAUUUCGUCGCGGUAGGAAAGAUCAGGCCGUUCAGAGGACGACCAGCAUGACCAGUCUGCACGAGGACGGUAUGCUCGCCCGGGCUAACAAAAUAAAAGCCAUGUUUGGGGUACAGCUCAAGGAACAGGCCACUCUGCCCGGUAUAUCUCGAGAGAAGACAGCCGUGACUUAUAAAAGAAUCGUGCCACGGCAGCGGAUAUUGCACACCAUGGAAUCAUCUCGCGAGCCGCAUCGUGGCAAUACGUCUCGUAAGCGAAAAAAACCUGGGGCAGAUCCCAAUCAAGCCGCGAAUAACAAUCAUGUGAACAGCGUGUCGGAAGUUCUUCCCGACUCGGGGACGAAGACAUUCUACGAAAACUUACCUUUCCACGGGAUUCAAGCGCCUCCUAACAAGUUGGUUACUCCUAAGUUUGCCCGAGUUUCGGCUUUGCAUGGCACGUUGCAUCAUUCCUUCACGACCUCGCCGUGCUCCUCGCGGCCACCCAGCAGAGCUGUCAGCCUCUGUGACGGUAGUUCCGGCUACGAAUCAACCAUGAGCCACCUGGGGCCCCACUACAACGUUUACAACGUGCCCAGGGGCAAUUCGCCGGUGCUCAAGUACAACACUCUGAAGCCGCGACGACGCAAGCAGAAACACUCGCAGCAAUUUUACUCCCUGCGGCUGUGCCGCCGGCACGAGAACAUCCGCAAGAAGUACGAGCUGUACGCGAUACCGAUCUAUAAAACGUGUCCGCACAGAAGCGAUAGCACAGCCACGAUCGCGACGAUUGUCCGAUCGAUGGAGGACACGCCGUCCCUGACCUUAAGCCAGGGAUCGAUCAACCUGAUGAGCCGAUCGGCGCCGUCGACGCCGAUACCAUCGUCACCGACGACGCCGCCGAUACCAGCGCCGAGGACGUCCAGGAAGAUCGACCCGUCCAAACACACUUACCAAAAUGUCCCUCUUCCCGUUUUUCCGCCGAGAAACGCUUCGUUGCCUAAGCUUAAGCCCUUCAAGCCGGAAUUCUCGGAUCUCGAUUAUGCGGACGUGGAUUACAGAUCGUACGGGCCGAUUAAUUAUAAAGCCGCCAGUAUCGCGCUCCUCCAAAAGCAACAGCAGCAGCAGCAACAACAAGCUCAACAGCAGCAGCGACUUUUGAGUAGGAGACCGCAAAUGUACGGUGCUUCGGACGAUAACGAGGAACUGCUUUAAUCCUUUCACUUUUUUCGUUGAUUUAAUAAUAAUUCAGCCUACUCUAGCUUUGGGGAGAUGCAAUGAUAAGAUACAAUGUUUUGUAAGCGAGAUAUAUAUAUAUAUAUAUCGAUAGUUACUCGCUAAAUUCGAUUUUUAUGAGGUGCGCGUUGCCAUAAUAAAUUUAUAGGAUUGCGAUAUAUUCUCAUGAAGAGAGAAUUUAACGAGUUAUAAUUACGACUCUGCGCCGCGUAAUGCGUUUGUUCACACGAACAUGAUUGCUGCACAUACAUAUAAAAGAAAUUUUUUUUCUAUCGAAACACAAUCGUUUAUUGAAUGUGCGCUUAUAUUUGAAAACCCAAAAAGUUGGAAUAACGUUUAUUUCGGGAAUAAUAUAACUUCACUCUCGAAAAUUUCGUGGAUAAAAUUGCACGAAAUAAAAAUAAAAAAUAAUGCUUGCAUUUUAUUUAACUUUUAUUCGUAUCUUAUUUAACGAAUUUUGAAUUUUGCCACUCGCGAAAUGGAUGGCCCCAUUAAAAGUCUCUGCAUAUCGUUAAGACAAAUGUAACAGGGUUUGUUUCGCAUCCAAAGAGCCAUAAAUCUCUCGUGUUACGGGUAAUUAAGAUGCACAAUAGCAUAUCUGUAAGUACGUUUACACAAUGUCCCGUUGGUUCCACAGGAACGUCCAGAACAGUCUGUACAAGAUAAAUGUACAUUUAAUAUAUUCUCUUUGUACGUGUAUGAAAUCCGAUGUUAUUUAUGUUACGCUACUUUCUAUCAUUUUAUAUGUUACAUCUGUAUUGCAAAAUUGAAGACUUUCUCGGAUGGAAUUAGCUCACUUUGUUUACACACGUUCGAACAUUUGAAGCAAAGAUCGGUAAAUUGUUCGUUCUCAUUCUUUCUCGCACCGGCCAGUCGAACUCGGUAAAAUAUGCAGCAAAAAUUAAAACAAAAAGGAAUAAAAGCAAAAAAAUUGCGAUGUAAUUGUAAAUUUAUAAAUACCUUUAUACGAAAUAUUAUUGAUACGAUAUAUAUUUAUAUAAACUAUCGACAUGUGUUCUGGGAUCAAAUUAUUGGAAUAACGCGCGAGCCAUGGCGAUAAAUAAAAUCUUGUUAAAUAAUGAAUUAAGAAAAAAGAAAAAAAAAGAAAAAUGAGACAUAUCGCAGCCAAAUAUGAUUAAUCCCCAUCUAUCUCCGUUCCAUAUUAUUAUAUUAUUGUUAUACAUAUAAUUAUUAAUAAGCGUUGGAGUAUAUAAUUUUGUUGAUAUAAUACUCCCAGAUAUCUUCCUACAUGCGUUUGUAAAUUUGUAAGUUACAAGAAUAAGCUAUGUGUUGUUUGUGCACAGAUCGAUUAUAAAUCGAAUGCCAUCAUCUGAUCGCGGACAUAAUUCAGUGAUGAAAAAUCAUGAUCUUGUAAAUAAUAUAUCUUUACAACCGUUAAUUAAUACCAUUCUCAUCGAUCGUGGGUGAUUAGUUACGAUAAUAUCUUUCACCGUGUUGGUUUGAGAAACCAACCGAUCGCCGAUCAUUUGUGAAAUGUUCGAGUAUUUUACACACGCGUAAGUUACACGAAAAUAAUGCGUAUAUUAGGCACACGUUCUCUCCCGAUAAUACACUGUAAUAAAAUUACAAGUUGUAACGGGAUUCGAUAACGCCUAUAUCAUUGCGAUUAAUGAUUAUUUGUAUCGUUUAUAUAUCGUAAGCACGUUAGAUUAGACAGAACGAAACUCGAACUUCCAUGUGAUUUGCUUAUCAUAUUUUUUUCAUUCGUUUCAGCAUUUCCUCUAUUAAAUUGUGCUUUUUUUACCGCACGCGCGUAUUCCGCGUACGAUUCAAUCGUGUCGUUUUGUCUCCGAGAUUCACCGUUCAUUGAUAUACAUAUCGGGUGCCGCAGAUUUCUCUAGGAACCUCAGAGAACCCUUUUUCAUUUACGAAUUCUUUGACCAAUUUAAAGCCGAUUUUAUCGCGGAAAUUUGAUUUAGCACAAUUUCUUUUUUACAUCUCUUCGAUAUUUAACAUCAAACUUUGCAAGGAUUUUCAGAUUACAAUUCUACCAAAAUACAAUUCAGUUUAAGUUAAUCAAUCUUAACAAGAUUUCAAAAUUCGAACUUUUUUACUAUCAAAAUUUGUAAUAAUAUGAAAAAGGUGAGUAUCCAUCAAACUUUCAUUGUGAAAAAAUUUAUUUUAAAUUUAUCAAGAAAUAUGUAUGCGAACACAUAUGUGAGAAAUUUUCUAUACAUCAUGUGUUUCUACACUUAUUAAAAAUGUACAUGCACGAUCGAAUGGCUCCCAAUUUUUUCGAACAAAUACUGAAAAGAUAAUCAUUUUCUUUUUUAAACAGAUAUAAAAAUAUGUUUGCCAUCCUAUCGUUCCAUCUGACAAAAAGGCAUACUUUCCCAAUGUUUUAUUGCUCUUACAUUGAAAAUAUUAAGACUAAUUCUAAAGUAUGAGAUGAGUGUGUAUUUUGCAGCAAUAUGGGAUGAAUCGGACGAAACGUAACUGCAUCGGAGACAAUUAGGUUUUUUAAAUUGUAUGAAAAUUACUUGAAUGAAGUGAUGGAACAUGAGGAUAUUUCUUUCAUAUGCAAUUCGAUAUGCAAUUACCAUAUAAAAUAUUCAUUCAGCAUUUAAUUAUUUAAUGGUUUAUUAUCGUCAUUGCGAAUAUGUAAAUAUUAUGUGACGGUUGCACACAAUUUAUGAAAAAUAAAAUCUCAUUUAAUUUAAUCGAUUAUAUACAUAUUGGUACAUAUAAUACUGCCACUCUUAUAAAAGGCCGCUCUCGUAAUCAUGGUAUCGAUUUGAUCCCCUUUAUCGGAACACAUUGCCCGCCGGAAUUUUGUGGUUAACAUGAUUAUUUAAAUUCUCCAAUAUUUACAAUUAUUUGUUGGUUUUGUGGUCAGAAUUAUUAAUUGUUAGUCAAUUAAUAUAUCCUACGCUUUCGUAAAUUCCACGAGAUAUUCCACACAAUCUUGUUAAUGUAAAAUGUAUAAAAAUAGUCCCCCUCUAUAAAAGAGCAUAAAGAAAGUGUCUGAAACUAAUUUAAGAGUCGCGAAACGCGUGCGGCCGAUGACGACAUACUUAUACACCUAUUCGAAACUAGCCAUCUAACAUAUGCAAUUAAACUUGUAUGGACGUAUAUGUGUAUAACUUAUGCUAGGAGAGUGUAAAGCGAUUUUUCACCACUUUUUAUAUUCGAGACAUCUCUCUAUGAACUGUUGCUCGGUGAAUUGAAUAGUUUGUAAAGCGCAUUGUAUACAUACGUUGAUACCGAUUAGUAUUGCGAAUCGUGAUCCCAAGCGUUCAAGAACUGUAAAACCGCAUAUAAUAAAAGUCGAAUAAGCGUUAGAGUAUGUGUAUAGAUUUAACGGAACAUUUAUGAAGUUCCAGAUGAUCAUUUUCCUAAAUUCCACAAUAAUAGUGGUCGAUCAUUUGUAACAUAUUUACACAGAUCCCCGUCGAAGACAAAUAAGAGAUAAUACUGUUUAACAAAAAAAAAAAAAAAAAACAUUGGAAGAAUACUAGUCAUUUUCCACAGUUUUUUUUGACAUGACGUUGAAUACGAUUUCGGUUUCCAAAUUGCUCGAUCAUAUCAUAACUUUGAGAAAUUUGCAUUUUAAAGUUGCAAAAGAAGAGUUAUAUUCAUGUAUUUUAUCACAUAGAUAUGUGACAUGUUGAAAAAGUUUUAUUGCAAUCAAAAGUAUGUCAUUAAACUUUAUGUUUUCAAGAGGAAUUUGACUAUGAUUCAUAAUUCAUGGUUAAAUAUUACGGAAAAAUUGUGAAUUGGAAUGUUUGAAUUUUUGCGUAAAUUUAUAUAAACAUGCAAAAACUUAUGGAGAAAUUUUUUGCAACUUUAAAUGCAAAUUUUUCAAAAUCGACGUGAUAAAAUAAUUUAUAAAUCAGAACCAUAUUUAAAAAACUAUGCAAAGUAACUAGUCUUGUUCUUGUAUUUCAUAAAAAAAAGUUAUUUUUUGUUGAACUAUAUAAUUUGACAAGAGAUGUGCAAAGUGAAAAGUAUAAAUAACGAUAUUAAAAUUCUUGGAAAAAAAAUGUAUUAGACGUACGUAAAAUACCCCGUUAUAUACACAGGAAGCAAGGAGCACGAAUUACAUAUUUUUACAUUGAAAAUAUACGUGACGAUUUUUUUCGGAUUUCAGCCAUUUCUUUUUGAUACACACCACUGUAUGCAGAAUGCUAAAAUAAUAAAGCAGUGCAUUUAAAAGAUUUGGAAAGAUUAAUGAAGAAAAGGAUAACACAUUAGAGAUGUUUAAUUUUGUAAUAAACUCUAGAUUUAUGUAAUAUUAAGAGGAUUACAUUUGCGUCGCCUUUAUUGUUAACGUAUAACGUCCAAUAAAAUUCUGUUGUAUACAA
Molecule: messenger RNA, 9044 nt
Organism: Formica exsecta
Lineage: Eukaryota; Metazoa; Arthropoda; Insecta; Hymenoptera; Formicidae
Gene: nrm
Product: hemicentin-1
Exons: 21
Coding region: 145-4698 (1517 amino acids)
Source: RefSeq, a predicted model, not a curated record